AGUCUCCCGGUCCGGGCUAAUCAUUGACAGGGCUUUACAAUCACAGGCUUUUUCUGGAGCGCUGAUAAAGACAGUCCAGCAGUUAGUGGCAAGUGAAGACAGUCUGUGCAGCAGGGUCUCCGGGGAAUGAAUGGAUUUUCUUCAGCUCUGAUGAAAGAAGCACACGCUCUAGGAAAACAAUGUCCAACAGGGCGCUGCAAGGAUCUGUGGUGCUGUCAGCAUUCGUUCUGCUGCGAGCCGUUACCGGAUUCUCGGGAGACGGGAAAGCCAUAUGGGCUAAAAAACAUUAUGUGAGUCCCGUAAACGCAAGUCAGCUGUUCCUCUAUGACACUUUCCCUAAAAACUUUUUCUGGGGCGUUGGGACCGGAGCAUUUCAAGUGGAAGGGAGCUGGACGGCAGAUGGAAGAGGACCCUCGAUCUGGGAUCGUUUCAUCUCCACACACCUGGGAGAUGCGGGCAGAUCUGCUGACAGUUACGUUUUUCUGGAAAAGGACUUGAUGGCUCUGGAUUUUUUAGGAGUUUCUUUUUAUCAGUUCUCAAUCUCCUGGCCACGGUUGUUCCCCAAUGGAACAGUAGCAACCGUGAACGAGAAAGGUCUGCGGUACUACAACGCACUUCUGGACUCGCUGUUACUUAGGAAUAUUGAGCCGGUCGUUACCUUGUACCAUUGGGAUUUGCCUUUGACGCUCCAGGAAGAACACGGGGGCUGGAAAAAUGCAACUACGAUCGAUCUCUUCAAUGACUAUGCCACAUACUGCUUCCAGACCUUUGGAGACCGUGUCAAAUACUGGAUUACAAUUCACAACCCUUACCUCGUUGCUUGGCAUGGGUUUGGCACAGGUAUGCAUGCGCCAGGAGAGAAGGGAAAUUUAACAGCUGUCUACACUGUGGCACACAACCUGAUCAAGGCUCAUUCAAAAGUGUGGCAUAACUACGACCGAAACUUCCGCCCUGGUCAGAAGGGUUGGCUGUCUAUCACCUUGGGGUCCCACUGGAUAGAACCAAACAGAACAGAAAACGAGGAGGAUGUGGUCAACUGCCAACACUCCAUGUCCUCGGUGCUUGGAUGGUUCGCCAAGCCCAUCCACGGAGACGGUGAAUACCCCGAGGUCAUGAAGACCAGACCCACUGUGCCCGUGUUCUCUGAGGCAGAGAAGGAGGAAGUGAGGGGCACAGCUGACUUCUUUGCCUUUUCCUUCGGGCCCAACAACUUCAGGCCACAGAACACUGUGAUGAAAAUGGGACAAAAUGUAUCGCUCAACUUAAGACAGGUGCUGAAUUGGAUUAAACUGGAAUAUAACAACCCUCGAAUCUUGAUUUCGGAGAACGGCUGGUUCACAGAUAAUUAUAUAAAGACAGAGGACACCACGGCCAUCUACAUGAUGAAGAAUUUCCUCAACCAGGUUCUGCAAGCAAUCAAGUUUGACGAAAUACAAGUGUUUGGGUAUACGGCCUGGACUCUCCUGGAUGGCUUUGAAUGGCAGGAUGCUUACACUACUCGCCGAGGACUAUUUUAUGUGGAUUUUAAUAGUGAGCAGAAAGAAAGGAAUCCCAAGUCCUCGGCACAUUACUACAAACAGAUCAUACAAGAAAAUGGUUUCCCUUUGAAAGAGUCCACACCAGACAUGCAGGGCCAGUUCCCCUGUGACUUCUCCUGGGGAGUCACAGAGUCUGUUCUUAAGCCGGAGUUUAUGGUUUCCUCCCCACAGUUUACCGACCCUCACCUGUAUGUGUGGAAUGCCACUGGCAACAGACUGCUACACCGAGUGGAAGGGGUAAGGCUAAAAACGAGACCAUCCCACUGCACAGAUUAUGUGAGCAUAAAAAAGAGAGUUGAAAUGUUGGCCAAAAUGAAAGUGACCCACUAUCAGUUCGCCCUGGACUGGACCUCUAUCCUUCCCACUGGCAAUCUGUCUAAAGUUAACAGACAAGUGCUCAGGUACUACAGGUGCGUGGUGAGCGAAGGGCUGAAGCUGGGCAUCUCCUCCAUGGUGACGUUGUACCACCCAACCCACUCCCAUCUCGGCCUCCCCACGCCACUUCUGAGCAGUGGGGGAUGGCUAAACACGUACACGGCCACGGCCUUCCAGGACUACGCAGGGCUGUGCUUCCAGGAGCUGGGGGACUUGGUGAAGCUCUGGAUCACCAUCAAUGAGCCUAACAGGCUGAGUGACAUGUACAACCGCACGAGUAACGACACCUAUCGUGCAGCCCACAACCUCAUGAUCGCCCAUGCCCAGGUCUGGCACCUCUAUGACAGGCAGUACAGGCCGGUCCAGCGUGGGGCUGUGUCGCUGUCCCUACAUUCCGACUGGGCAGAACCUGCCAACCCCUAUGUGGACUCACACUGGAAGGCAGCCGAGCGCUUCCUCCAGUUUGAGAUAGCCUGGUUUGCAGACCCACUCUUCAAGACUGGCGACUACCCAUUGGCCAUGAAGGAGUACAUCGCCUCCAAGAAGCAGCGAGGGCUGUCCAGCUCAGUCCUGCCGCACUUCACCCCGAAGGAGAGCAGUCUGGUGAAGGGCGCCAUCGACUUCUAUGCGCUGAACCACUUUACUACUAGGUUGGUGAUACACAGGCAGCUGAAUAGCAACCACUCUGCUGCAGACAGGGACGUCCAGCUCUUGCAGGACAUCACCCGCCUAAGCUCACCCAGCCGCCUGGCUGUAACGCCCUGGGGAAUGCGCAAGCUGCUUGGGUGGAUCCGGAGAAACUACGGGGACAAGGACAUCUACAUCACAGCCAAUGGGAUCGAUGAUCUGGCUCUGGAAAACGAUCGGAUCCGAAAGUAUUACUUGGAGAAAUACGUCCAGGAGGCUCUGAAGGCAUACCUCAUUGACAAGGUCAAAAUCAAAGGCUACUAUGCAUUUAAACUGACUGAAGAGAAAUCUAAGCCUAGAUUUGGAUUUUUCACAUCCGACUUCAAGGCUAAGUCCUCCGUCCAGUUUUAUAGCAAGUUAAUCAGCAGCAGUGGCUCCCCUUCUAAGACCAGCAGCCCCGCGUGCGGCGGGCGUCCUGAAGAUGCAGAGUGCGCCAUCUGCGCCUUCCUCUCGCAGAAGAAAGCGCUCCUCUUCUUUGCUUGUUGCUUCACCUCCACUCUGGCUCUACUGCUAUUGAUCACCAUUUUUCAUCAUCGAAAGAAAAGAAAAUCUCGGAAAGCGAGGAACUUACAAAACAUACCAUUAAAGAAAGGACACAGCAGAGUUCUUAGCUAAACUAUCACCUCUGUCAUAGUCACUCCAGUUCCACACACUGGUAACUUACACUUUGAGAGACAGCUGUAGCCAAGGUGAUGACAAUCGAUGCCUUUGUAGUGUGGGUCAGACCAUUCCCUCAGGUACUGACGUCGCUGAAGGGUUUACCCUGACAGUAACUCUGGGCUUAGCCGCAAACAUUGC
This is a messenger RNA of Acomys russatus (golden spiny mouse), 3398 nucleotides long. It is a transcript of the gene Klb, whose product is annotated as klotho beta. The record is from RefSeq and is a predicted model, not a curated record. Gene Ontology annotation, molecular function: fibroblast growth factor binding; hydrolase activity, hydrolyzing O-glycosyl compounds; fibroblast growth factor receptor binding. The coding region runs from base 180 to 3215 and encodes 1011 amino acids. The transcript has 5 exons. Gene Ontology annotation, biological process: fibroblast growth factor receptor signaling pathway; carbohydrate metabolic process. NCBI's taxonomy places the organism in Eukaryota, Metazoa, Chordata, Mammalia, Rodentia, Muridae.